ACGAACAUAAAUUUGUUUCUGAAUCCAUUGAUGUAUUUUAUGCUAUGUUUGCCUCUUACAUUUUUGCACAUUUUAAUAUCAUAUAUGCAUCGCGCACAUACGCCGCGUCGCGUCGCGGUCAUACCAAAUAUGACGUACGGUCAAUAUCUUUCUUGCGACGAUUUUCUCUUGCAAACAACAUAUAUGAUCAGCUACAUUUUAUUUAAUUCUUUCUGUUGUUUUUAUUACACUACAAUCUAUAUAUCAAAUAACCAAGGAAGUUCAGUCGGCCGAGCAUGAGUCAUAUCAUGUGACUCUAACAAUAAACCAGAAUCAAUGAAUGCAUAUAGAAGUGAUACUUUUUACGCACUUAACAAACAGUAGACAAUUAAUCAUAUGUGUAUAUAUAGUUCUUCAAACCAUCAUUCGUGCACUUUGCACUUUCUUGAGAAGUUCUGCCACUCAUGUACGAGUCACUUGAUAUUUUUGUAUGCUUAACAAUAGCAGUUUAUCAGGUCAUGCGUUAUAUUUUGCGAAGCUUUGCUACUUAUACCCCGACAGUUGGUUAGUUCUUUAGUCAAACCUGAGCGUUCAACUUUAUCACAGCAUUGAUUUUGUAAUACAGUGAUUAAAAAUGAUUAUCAAUCCGAUGAACGUGAUUAAUUUGUUAUUAGCCACAUUUCAAACGAUGUAUCUGAUGGAUACUCCUAUAACAAGAGAGGAAGUACAAUUGAAAGAAGCCAUUCAAAAAAUGUUGCUCGAUAACAUAUUUGCAUUUAAUGAAAUUGAAGUUUCUGAAGAAUCGUCAUUGGACUUUUUGGAUCAAUUUAAAGAAUGUGAGGUUGAAGCUGUUGAAGAAGAUGAUGCAAACGAAAAUUGGUCUGGGGAGACAUAUAUUGGAGUUUGUUCACAGCGUGAUGAAGACGUUGAUGUCGAUUACAAGCGGAAAGCAGUUGCGUUUUGGACAGAGGGAGAAAAAAAACGUAAACUUGCUACUGUUCAACAUAAUUUUAGACUUGUUUCUUCUGAACGACAAUUACGAAGAUGGGCUCAUCAAAUUGAAACAAGUGGAACUAAAAAAGAAAGAUUGGCUCAAAUUUCGGAAUUCGUGACAACAAAUAUGAAAAAAGCUAUUGAAUCCGGUUAUAUUUUGCAUGAUAGAGAUAUACGACGAUGGGCUUUGCAAGCAUAUAAAGAACAAGGUAACGAUCAUAUGACAUUUAAAGCUUCCAAAACAUGGCUGUAUAAUUUUAAAAAAGCUCAUCGUAUUGUUUCUCGAAAAAUAACAAAAUUUGUAACACGAAAGACAAUAGAAGACGAUGAAGUAUUGAAAGUUAAAGCUACGGACUUUGUCAAUGAAGUAAACCCUUUGAUUACGAGAUACGGAGAUGAAAAUAUGUACAAUUCAGACCAGAGUGGAUUUCAAUUAGAAAUACAUUCUGGACGAACUUUAGCAGUGAAAAGCCAAAAGAAAGUAGAGUGUGUUGUACAAUCUGUACCUUCAACAACGCAUAGUUACACAAUACAACCAACAAUAACUGCUGAUGGAAGAUUGUUGUCGCCCCUUUUUAUGGUUUUGCAAGAAGCAAAUGGACAAUUUGGACCAAUAGUUCAGAAAACAUUAUUCAAACCGACUAAUGUGUACGUGACUGCAUCAAAAUCUGGAAAACUCACUUCUGCUCAUUUCAAAAUCUGGUUGGAAGAGGUCUUUUUUCCUAAUACUAAAACAACGUCUGUGUUGUUAUUAGACUCUUGGAGUGGACACUGUGAACAAGAUAUACAUAAUGCGAAACCAACGGGUAAAGAAAUUAUAAUUAAGAUGAUACCAAAAGGUACCACUGGCCGAAUCCAACCUCUAGAUGUUUAUGGAUUUAGGGUGUGGAAGAAUUAUGUUAGGCGUUUCUCCGAUGAUGUGCUGUUACAUGAUUACGAUGUUAAUCUCCAUUUAAGAAAUAAUAUAAUUAAGUUACAAUCACUUGUACACAAUCAACUAUCUUCACCAAGAUACAAAAAUCUAUUCCAGUAUGCUUGGUACAAAAGUGGAUACACAGAAAAAAAAUCAGGAGAUUUUGUGAAUCCUGUAGAUUUUGCUUUCGAAGAGAACACACAAAUGAAAUGUGCACUCUGUGAUGAAAUACCAAUAAUUAGAUGCUCUUGGUGUAAGAAAGCAUUUUGUUUAAAACAUUUUUUUCAUGAAUAUCACUUCUGCGACAAAUAUGAAUAUUAAGUAAACCAUUUUGUAAACUGCAUGUAUCUUACAAAAGCUUCAGAUUAUAAAUUUAUACCACAUAUACAUACCUAACAUACACGUGAAAUAUAAUUGUACCAAUCAUGUAACUAGUACCGGAAAUUAAUUUACAUUUAUUAUAUUCCUUACUAUCUGUAUCGCAUAUUAAUACGCAGAUAUGUACUAAUAUAAUUUUUAUUAAUCUUGUAA
Osmia bicornis bicornis is the source of this 2416-nucleotide messenger RNA. RefSeq lists its product as uncharacterized. The transcript is spliced from 2 exons. Gene Ontology annotation, molecular function: DNA binding. Gene Ontology annotation, cellular component: nucleus. The coding region runs from base 614 to 2206 and encodes 530 amino acids. NCBI's taxonomy places the organism in Eukaryota, Metazoa, Arthropoda, Insecta, Hymenoptera, Megachilidae. The record is from RefSeq and is a predicted model, not a curated record.